Molecule: messenger RNA, 1764 nt
Organism: Spinacia oleracea (spinach)
Lineage: Eukaryota; Viridiplantae; Streptophyta; Magnoliopsida; Caryophyllales; Amaranthaceae
Product: cleavage stimulation factor subunit 50
Exons: 14
Coding region: 308-1621 (437 amino acids)
Biological process (GO): mRNA 3'-end processing
Cellular component (GO): mRNA cleavage stimulating factor complex
Molecular function (GO): protein binding; RNA binding
Source: RefSeq, a predicted model, not a curated record
UUUAUCGAGACUUCGAGAGUUAGGAGCAUGCCGAUCAAUUAAGCUCCGGUCAAGGCCACUCACUUCCUCACAAAAUAAAGGCGGCAGUACCGCCACUCCGCCAACGUUCUUCUUUGAUAUUUUUUUUUCUCCAAUUUCACUCAAAUCAUUUGUACUUCGAUACUCAAUUGUACUUGUACCAACAAUUCUAUCAUACAAAUUCAAUUUUCCCACUUACAAGAUUACUUACUCCUUUACAAUACAUUUCAAUACAAUAACAAAAAGUUGAUUUUUUUUCAAUUAAUUGGGAUUUAUUCAUUGCUUUUUUAUGGGAAUGGACGGAAAUUUCGAGCAAAUUCUUCAAGAAGGCAAGCUCUAUCGCGAUGUUAAUGCUUUGAUUGUUGCUCAUCUUCGCGACAAUAAUCUCAAUCAGGCUGCCAGUGUAGUUGCUUCUGCUACAAUGACCCCUUUGAAUGUCGAAGCGCCUCCCAAUCGGCUUCUUGAUUUAGUGUCCAAGGGUCUUGCAGUAGAGAAUGGGGAGCCUGUAAGAGGGGUUUCUGCAUCCGCAUUGUUUGAUUGUGGUUCUGUUGUACCUGCAGCUUAUGGGUCAAUCCCAGUUCCUCGAAUUGCUGCCAUAGAUUUCAGUGCCUCGCCGGAUGUUAAAGGCGGAUCUAAAACUUUCUCAGAGCAUGACACGAGGCAUGUGUCGGAGCAUAAGAAUGUUGCAAGGUGUGCGAGAUUUAGCCCUGAUGGGAGAUAUGUAGCAACAGGAAGUGCAGACACAUCUAUUAAACUUUUUGAGGUUGCAAAAAUUAAGCAAAUGAUGCUACCAGAGGCCAAAGAUGGACCCGUUAGACCAGUCAUUCGGACAUUCUAUGAUCAUAUACAACCAGUAAAUGAUCUGGAGUUCCAUCCACAGAAUACUAUAUUGAUUUCUGGCGCCAAAGACCAUACAAUAAAGUUUUUUGAUUUUUCUAAAGCAACAGCAAAAAGAGCCUUCAGAGUCAUUCAGGAUACUCAUAAUGUGCGUUCAGUGUCAUUUCAUCCUUCUGGAGAUUAUCUUUUGGCUGGGACUGAUCAUCAAAUUCCACAUUUGUAUGAUAUCAAUACGUUCAAGUGUUACCUGUCAGUUACUUCUGAAGACGUUGCUGGCAAUGCAGCCAUCAAUCAGGUAAGGUAUUCUUCCACUGGUGGCAUGUAUGUCACAGCAUCAAAAGACGGUGCUGUACGAAUAUGGGAUGGUGUCAGUGCCAAGUGUGUGCGGCCUCUAAUAGGCGCACAUGGAACUGAGGCCACUAGUGCAAUUUUCACCAAGGAUAACAGGUUUAUUCUCUCAUGUGGCAAGGAUUCAACUGUAAAACUCUGGGAGGUUGGCAGUGGAAGAUUGGUAAAGCAGUAUGUAGGAGCUACACACACACAGUUGCGCUGCCAGGCUGUUUUUAGUUACACUGAGGAGUUCAUUUUAUCAAUAGAUGAACCGAGGAAUGAGAUUAUUGUAUGGGAUGCACUAACUGCAGCAGAAGUAACUAGACUUCGAUCAAAUCACAUCGGGCCACCCCGAUGGUUAGAACACUCGCCUAUUGAGGCGGCAUUCAUUUCCUGUGGGACAGAUCGGUCUGUAAGAUUUUGGAAGGAGGUUUAGAUUUAGCUCUCUGACUAUCUGGAGCAACAGAAAUCGUGAAAUUUUUCCAUCGUGUGAUCCUUUCUUUUUUCUUCGUUUAAUGUUGUAUCAUCCCAAAUAAUGUAUCUGUAUGAAAUAGAAAUGUAUUGCCUUUUUCCUAACCA